Molecule: messenger RNA, 282 nt
Organism: Penicillium samsonianum
Lineage: Eukaryota; Fungi; Ascomycota; Eurotiomycetes; Eurotiales; Aspergillaceae
Exons: 1
Coding region: 1-282 (93 amino acids)
Source: RefSeq, a predicted model, not a curated record
AUGACCCUCGAGAACCCCGAAAGCCCUGCCUCGUACCUGGCAAGGAACCCCCAAGCAUCUGAAUCUCCUGUGCCGAUCAGUGUUUCAAAUUUUCGUGGGCAACGGCGCCUCUUCCUGACGGAUAGUACCGAGCCCGCACGGCCCUCUUUGACAGCUGGCAACGUCAUUCUCCAUACCCAGAACAUCUUUACUAUUUCAGGCAACUUCAUCACGACGGGAUUGGUCUUUGCUAGGAAUGUGCGCAACAGGUGGACCAGCCCCAAAGCCGUGAUUCUGAAUUAG